GUAAUAUCCAAUGACAUAUGUCGCGCCUCAAUAAUUAAAAAAAAACAAAAAUUUCUCUUUUUGUGCAAUGCAUGUGGUGUUUUUGUUCUUGUUUCUAAAUGCAAAAUAUCAAUAAUAAAUAGUUUAUUUAUUAUUAAUAAUAAUAAAUAAAAUCAAGUGUAAUCAACGUUGAAUCAAAUGGAAGUUAAACAAGAAAUUGACGAGGAAAGGUGUAAAGUGGAAAUAGUUGAUGAGGCAGAUGAAGUUCUUUUGGAUGGCUGCAAAUAUGAAAUUAAAGAGGAAUCCAAUAGGCAAAGUACCCAGGACACAUAUGAUUCUUUUGACUUAAAAAAAUGUCCCAUAAAAACUGAAAUAGAACAUGGAAAUGAACUUGAUCAAUUUGAAGAAAACCAAGAAACUGAAAAAGAUAACAUUCCCUAUGCCUAAAUUUAUUAGUUUUCGAGAUAUUUUCAUUUUUCAAUGGACCAGUAGCGUGGCCACCCAAAUCACCAGAAUUUAAUAAACUGGACUGAUUUUUUUGAGGUUACGUUAAUAAUGAAGUUUAUAAAACACCUCCAACGACAAGGGAUAAGAUGAAAAGUAGAAUACAAAGUGUAUUUCGAUGUGUUAAUUUACAAAUGCUCUGUAGAGUAAGUAGCUCAUUCAAUGAUCGUUUUUAGGCAUACAUAACCCACAUAACAAUUUCAUGUUCUUAGUAGAUUCAUAGAACAUACUUUUCAGAAAAAGUAUAUACUGAGAAUAUGCGUAAUUACCAUUGCGAAUGUGCAGAGAAGAUACUAAGUAUAUACUACAUUACAGUACUUAAACGUCCUAUGUAUAUAUUAUUUAGAAUGUACUACCAUACUUCUUUUUAGUAUAUACCAAGAACAUACUUUUUAGAAGGUUCUAAGGAGCUGCUAUAAACCUUCUAUUUAUAUACUUACUUAGAAUGUACUAUCGCAAAUAUUUUUAGUAUAUGGGAAGAAUAUUCCAAGGAUAUGCUAUAUAUUUCUCAGAAGUAUGUUUUCAACAUCACCCAAUCUCAUCCUAGGUUCUAGUAAUAUAUUAUAUUUACAUAUUCUAAUUGCAUAUGAGAAUGUAGUUAUUACAUUCUACAAUAUUACAUAAAAAGUAAGUAUAAAAUAUAGGUACCUAUGUAUAAUAAAUAUUAUAUGGGUAAGUAGGUAUAUAUCGUCGGCUUACUGCCAAAACCAACUAACUCCACUUUUUGUCGAUUCUGAGUUAAGUACGCCUUUGUACUUAAUAAUUAUCAAAGAAUGUACUGAUGAAACCAGACACUUCAAAGCAGAUUUUAAAUGUCGGAAACAGAAGGGUCUCAAAACAACUAAUUCCAAUGAUGACACUUUUAUUCAGCCAAAAACAGAUAUGUGCAGUUGUCUGCACAUCUCUGUUUAAAUAAAAUAGUAUUUUAUCAUUUACAAUAUUCUAGUUCUGCCAAAACAAGACAAGUGCCUGAUUUGGAGGAGAGUGAUGUUCAAAGUUACUUAGAAGUUGACAACUUUGUACAGCCAAAACCCGACAAGUGCCGAAAAAAAAUGUUUUUUGUACUUUUUUUUAACUUUUACUUCAUUUUAAUAAUUUUUUAACAAAAUGUUUCGUUUAUAAUGUUAUUUAUUUUAAUAUUUUUCAGUCAUUAAAUCAUUUUUAAAUUCAAACGAUUUUUCAUUUCAAAUUAAAGUUUAAAACGUUGAUUCCUCAAAACUUUAAAAAGUGGAGUUAAUUGGUUUUGGCAGUAAGCCGACGAUAUAAAAUAUAAGUAAUAUAUUUAGUUAUUAUGUGCACAUCAAAAUAAAAAUGCUGCUUAUAUAUUAUAUAAUAGCCAAAUAUAUAUAAUAUGUAUGUAAAUUACUAAAAUUUAUAGGUAUCUAUAUACAUACUUUUACU
Diabrotica virgifera virgifera (western corn rootworm) is the source of this 1884-nucleotide messenger RNA. Its product is annotated as zinc finger protein 664-like. The record is from RefSeq and is a predicted model, not a curated record. The transcript is spliced from 2 exons. The coding region runs from base 178 to 426 and encodes 82 amino acids. Gene Ontology annotation, biological process: regulation of transcription by RNA polymerase II. Gene Ontology annotation, molecular function: RNA polymerase II cis-regulatory region sequence-specific DNA binding; DNA-binding transcription factor activity. NCBI's taxonomy places the organism in Eukaryota, Metazoa, Arthropoda, Insecta, Coleoptera, Chrysomelidae.